AGGCCCGGAGCCAAAUGAAGGUUCAGGGAAUAGAAGACACAAGCGUUUUGAUUCUCGUUUGCAGGCUUUAUACAAUCGAGUUAGAGCUUGAAGUGGCUCACCUGCAGACAGAAAAUGCAAGACACAAGAGGCAACAAGAACAGCUAAGAAUGGCGGCAGCAAAUCAGCAACCAAAAAAGAACACACUCCAACGGUCUUCCACAGCUCCAUUUUGAGAAAAUCUACAAGUCCUUUUACCAGUACUCAAAAGCUUCGUGAUGAUCUCUCCAAUUCUUUUCUUAUCUAAACCAAUCUUGUUACAAACCAAAGUCGCUUGCUUGUACUUAGCAAUCAUGAUACGUAACGUGAAAGCUCCUCUGAGUUGAACUCGGAUCCUAAUUCGAAAGCUGCGACUAAGUGAAG
Eruca vesicaria subsp. sativa (arugula) is the source of this 402-nucleotide messenger RNA. Lineage: Eukaryota; Viridiplantae; Streptophyta; Magnoliopsida; Brassicales; Brassicaceae. The record is from the annotation of a GenBank genome assembly.